GUUGGUGCACAUGAAAACAUCAGUGAAUGUAAUGCUGGAGACCGGGUUCGCAAGGAACAUAACCGCAGCCCCGGAGAGCAGCUUGGGGUGGCCGGUGAACCUUCGAUUUCAAUCAUCUACGUGUACAGUUUCAGAGAUUGAAGACUUUCGCUUUGGCAACCAAUGACGGCGUGGUCUUGAUCGUUUCAAACAAAGAGGUAGACGUGGCUAAUAUAGACACGCACUGCAGAAAUGGGAUGUUUUUGAGUUUCUACAAUGUUCAAAUCAUUGUGCAUUCGGUUUAAUCCAUCAAAACGUGAGAGUUUGGUAUUUGUGUGGUUUUGUUUAAUGAGUGUGACUAAUGAUUUACCAUUCACUACCUGGAUUCUACAAGAUAUUACCACAUAGAAUCGGUUUUCCAUCUAACCUUCUGGCGACAUCUACCUGACGACAUGCAAUGAAGCACAUGUUCUGCUUCUUAUGCCCAUAUUUUGUAUCAUAUUCAAACCCAUUCAUUUAUUUAUGUAUUUAUUGUUGAAUGUUUAUUUUAUUUUUAUUUUUAUCUUUGCACAUCUUACGGUGGCACAUAAUUUUUCAAGUCUUCCUUUCUAUUUGAAAUAUUGUUUAAGAACAAUUUAAACACUACAUAACAAAUCUAUGGUGUAGUUUUAUUUAUUUUUUCUACAGAAUAAUACCAUUAUUUGUAUGCAUGCAAUUCAUGAUGAUAUUACUGUAUAAUUAUAUCAACACUUGAGGCUCUAUAUUUGAUGAUUCUAACCCAAUAAGAAUAAAAAAUAAAUGUUUGUUUUGAUUGUCGGCGUUCUCGGAGCAUCAAACCUCAAGCAUCUCAGAUUGCCAUCUGCUCGCAGAUGAAGGUUCAAUCGAAAGAAGGCGGAGUUAAGGAAAAGUUGAGCGUGAGUUUGCAAGGGUGUGGAGAAUUUGCAGAGGAGAAUCCCAUGGAUAUUUGUCUCAACAAAUAGCAUCGCGGUAGACAUCUGUAAUUGUGCUCUUCAACCUUCAUCUGCACCUCACUCACCCUGCGUGCUUUCUCUAAUUCACAAUAUUCAUUUCUGAUGAGUACGCAAACAAACAUUUGUCUGCUACUUUGGUGCGCAAUGGGCUAGACUUCCUUAAAAAACACUCUACUGCGAUCCAUUCUACCCUGAGUUGCAAACCAUGUCAGUGAAAGCUUAUCACAGCGUAACAAUGCAAGAGGGCAAGACGCCCACGCUCCUUGACACACAGACACACAUUCACAUUACGCCAUUCUUCAGUGUGACGAGAACAACCCCUACUUACAAUACAGCGCUCUGGCUUUUGGUUCUGAGAUUCCAUGCAAAGAUGCGUGUAAUCUUUGCGUAGAGCUGUUAGAACCAUGGCUAGACCGACAACCCGGCGCCGGCGUUACUCGGAGAUGCAGAGCUUAGGAUGGGUCUCGAGCGGGUGAAUCUAUCUCGAUGUGGGUGCGACGUGAUUUGUAGCCACGACAAGGUCAACCCCACAACGGCGAAGCUUGAGGAGUUACAGGAUCCCUGCGCCGAGGUAACACUGGAUGAAGGGUUCGAGAAUGGCGUGAGCUUGUUGCCCUGUCUGAGCCGGGAUGGUUUUGGGAGUGCUACGUGAUUUUUCGUCACUGGUGUGCCACAUUUGCACAUGAAAUCCAUCUCUGUGUUGGCUCGCAUAGACCAUUUCCUAGAACCGAAUUGUCGUUAGAAGUAGCCAUCUAGGAAGCGCACAACAUAGAGGAGCUGUGGGUGGAGGGGAGAGAAGGCGUGGAGAGCCGGCUGUGCCGAGGAGUGUGCAUCAGAUUGUGGCGCAGUUGCAUAGAGUGUCGGGAUGGGCAUUUCAGUUUCAGAGUGCGUCUUUUAGAAAAUCAAUCGAUCGGCUGCGGAAGUCGGCUCUCCUCCGACGAUGGCCCUCUCUUUUCGGCAGAAACAGCUUGGUAAUGCUACUUAUUGAAUGCCCAAAGAUGAGUGGUAUCUGGCCAAUGAAAUUGUGUUCGGAUUUAAUGAUAAUGUUCUCUCUCGAUGUGUGAGUUCACUUGGAUGAUUCUCUGAAUGCUAUAUUGGUCGUAUGUUUAAUUUGGUUAGCUGCAUGUUCUCGUGAAGUUCCAUGGAAAAGAAAUUUAGAGUUGAAGAUUUGAGUCUGUGUUACAGGGCGUAAAUCUUAAAGAUGUAUGGAUGGAUACUGCUAGGGAGACUCAUGUUGGAUUUCUGUGGCAACAUCAGAAAUACUAGAACAGUUUUUGGUGGUUUUAGGGUAUAUUGCAUAAUUUGAAUUCUUACUGAAUGCAAGUCUAUGAAAUGUGAUGCAUGACUAUCAUUCUGUGCAAGUAUGUGAGGUUCAUAUCACGUGCUUGCGUUAGUAUCACAGUGACAGUCAACUGGGCAUAAUUUUGAGCUCCUCGGGAUAAAACUAUGGUUUCGGAAUGACAGAUCGAUGAUCACGUAGGAAUUAGUCUUUUGAUUCAUAGAAUAAGCUUUUUUCCUGAUGGGAUUUCCACUUCCUCUUUGUUUCCCGGCUUCUCGGAGAACUGUUCAAGGGAUAAAUGGUUGUCUGGCGCAAGAGCUCAAGCCCCAUAUAUUCUGUUGAGGUUGUAAGCCCCACAAAUUGACAAUUGCGGAUUCGUCCCGAUGCGGUGGUGCGGAUGUUGAACCUUAAUUACCCAAUCUUAAGUGGGGGCACAGCAGACGAAGAGGUUUACAAGGUUCUGAUUUAUGACCAUUUCUGUCGCGACAUUCUAUCCCCACUAAUUCGCGUCAACGCCCUGAGAAAACAUGGCAUCACUCUGUACUUGGGGCUAGCCAAGGAGCGGCAAAAUGUUCCUGACAUGCCAGCUAUUUACUUUGUUCAACCACUGCAGGCAAAUAUUCAAAGAAUAAUGCUUGAUGCAUCUCGAGGGAUGUACGAAGCCUUCCACCUCAAUUUUUCGUCAUCCCUUUCCUGGUCGCUCUUGGAGGAGCUUGCUAAGGAUACGCUCAAAACAGAUUGUUUCCAGAGGAUCGCUAAGGUUUAUGACCAGUAUCUUGAGUUUGUGACGCUUGAAAAUGGAAUGUUCUGUCUUGCUCAGCCUCUUUCAUAUGUGCAUCUUAACGAUCCUGCUGCCCAAGAACAAGACGUGCAAGCCGUGAUUGAAGGCAUUACUAAUGGACUGUUCUCUGUCCUUGCAACUUUGGGGGUUGUUCCUGUAAUUCGAUGUGCAAGGGGUGGACCCGCAGAGAUGGUAGCUGGUAUUCUUGAUGGACGUAUACGAGACCAUCUUGUUUCUCGAAAUAACCUCUUCACAGAGGCUGGGCAUAUGGGCUUUUCUUUCCAACGACCUGUCCUCUGUUUAUUCGAUCAUAAUUUUGAAUUAUCAGUGGCUGUACGGCACUCCUGGAGCUAUCGUCCACUUGUGCAUGAUGUCUUAAAUAUGAAACUGAAUCGCGUUCAAGUUGAAGGGGCCGGUUUAGGCUCGAAGGGAAAGAGCGGUGUAAAUACUUAUGAACUUGAUGAUAUCGACUCGUAUUGGGUUGCAAAUGCAAACGCUCUGUACCCCAAAGCAGCUUAGGAAGUUGAUAAUCUAUGAAAAGGUCAGUUUUUGACCAACUAAUGAACGCAUGAUGCUCAUCGUGUUUGGGGAAUGUAUCGUGUUUGGUAAUCUCGCCAGGAUUAAUAUAAACUUUUUGUUAGUUCCGUCAGAUCCUUGGCUGUGAAGGAAAACAUGUGAUUAUGGAUGUACUCCACGAUGAUUCUUGAAAUGUUUAGGUGGAGGCAAGAUAUCCAGGAGGUAAAAAAGGAACCACGGAGCAGUGCUGAUGUUAUUGAUGAUGCUGAAUUGUUGGGUAGUGCGAAGCAGUUCGCGAAUGCAGUGAACUCAUUGCCAGAGCUUACUGAAAGGAAGCGGAUAGUUGACAAGCACACACUUAUUGCCACUGCUCUUUUAAAGGAAAUUAUGAAUCGUUCUCUAGAAAGCUUCUCGUCAAUCGAAGAGGAGAUGCUCUCAAAAGGCAGUGUUGAUAAAGGCUUUAUGGCACAUCUUCAAGGUAAAGGCACUAAAGAAGAUAAGUUGCGGCUAGCUGUUGUACAUCUGCUUGCAGUAGAAACCUCUUCUCCAGCAGAGGUUGGAGCUGUUGAAGCAACCCUUAGAGAAUGUGAGGUGGAUCCCUCAGCAUUCCUUUAUGUCAAGAGAAUCAAGUCCCCAAGCGCCUCGUUGUCUUCUGCUCAAGCCGCAAACAGAAGUAAUCUUGGUGUAUGGGGAGGUCAGUUUUAUGAACAGGCAUUGAGUUCAAUUACUGCAGGUGUCAAGAACUUGCUCUCAGGGGGUAGGCAAGCAGCCCUUAUUCGCGUCGUGGAAGCUCUGAUGGAGGCUAAAUCAUCUCCUGGAACUGAUUCCUACCUUAUAUUUGAUCCGCGAGCUCCAAAAGGAUCGGCUGGUGCUGAUAGUGUUUCCCAGGGACCAUUCAAAGAGGCAAUACUUUUUAUAAUAGGGGGAGGAAAUUACCUCGAGUAUGGAAGUUUGCAAUUCUCCCAGCAAUAGCAACCGACGAAGAACAUUAUCUAUGAAAGUACCGAGAUACUGUCAGGAAAUGAUUUCAUUGAACAGCUUGCUACGUUGGAUAGAAAGAUGGGGGUUGUAGGAUCUACAGUUGCCUCAUCUUCCUAGAAUGUGAAGAUUUUUUGUCAUUAAUUCACCCCUUCAUUUUUGUUUUUAUCCCUUUUCGCUGAUUGGGGUAUGCUUGUAGUUAGAAUUAGGUCGUUAGUUCACUGCAACGGUAACAAUACUUUGUAAGUCCAUAAUGGAAGGUAGUUUUACAUUUUUUGUUUAUUUAUUAAAUUAGAAGUUUAGGAGAUAAUGUAAUCACUUAGGGUACAUAAUGAGAACUCUGCGAAAUUCGUAGCAGCUUUACUGUA
Physcomitrium patens is the source of this 4872-nucleotide messenger RNA. The record is from RefSeq and is a predicted model, not a curated record. NCBI's taxonomy places the organism in Eukaryota, Viridiplantae, Streptophyta, Bryopsida, Funariales, Funariaceae.